Messenger RNA from Mesorhabditis belari, 771 nucleotides. Lineage: Eukaryota; Metazoa; Nematoda; Chromadorea; Rhabditida; Rhabditidae. The record is from the annotation of a GenBank genome assembly.
AUGACUAAUAAGCAGAAGAAGCAAAACGUCGGAAUCCAAUCAGCUGAUGGAAGAAACGUGGACAGCGGUCGGACCACCGAUUCAGAAAAGUCGAAGAAUCUCCAUCGACCGACCAAAGAGGCACCAACUUCCAAGCAACCGGUCAGGGAGGCAGCCACUUCCAAGCGUCGGUCAAAUGGCUUCUGGCUUUUCGCAGUCAUUCGCAGGCUCAUCCGAUGGUUCUUCUUCUUUGGAGUUGUUGUGCUUUCUGUGGCUACGAUCACGAUUCUGAUGAAUUGUGCUGAUGGUGGGAAACAAAUUGUCUCAAGCAAGCCUCUGUGUGCUGAUCUAACUCGUCUUUCGCAAUUUACAAAGCCAAGCGAUAAGUUUUCUUCCAAUGUUUAUUCGACUUAUUCUACCGUCAUUCGAGGAUAUCGUAACAAGUCUCAACAAGUUUACAACAACUUUGCUCGCAGCGAAUGGGGUAGUGUGGUUCACAAAUGGUUUCACAUUGUGCACAGCAAGGUUGUCGAAUGGAGUCUUCUGAUCUGGCGUCAUCUGAACAACAUUUUUGAUGCUGUCAAUGAUUGGUACAAGCGUGAAGGCGAGAAAACUUUUGGGGGUUUUGUCAACGGAUGCAAAUUGGUUUUGAAAAUGGUUUGGGAAGUCGCCAAAGAUGUCACAACACUCUGCCUAGAGCUGUUAUCCUCAGCAUAUCUUCGCUGCAAGAACUUUAUGGGCACCGCACAAACAGCUGGUUUUUCGAAGGCAUUCGAGGAACUUCUCCGUCAU